Loa loa (African eye worm) is the source of this 1412-nucleotide messenger RNA. Its product is annotated as protein-tyrosine phosphatase. Gene Ontology annotation, biological process: protein dephosphorylation. Gene Ontology annotation, molecular function: protein tyrosine phosphatase activity. The record is from RefSeq and is a predicted model, not a curated record. NCBI's taxonomy places the organism in Eukaryota, Metazoa, Nematoda, Chromadorea, Rhabditida, Onchocercidae. The transcript has 9 exons. The coding region runs from base 68 to 1312 and encodes 414 amino acids.
GGAUUUUGCUCAAAACGAAAAAUCGUUGGCUAGCCAGGAGUUUAGCGUGAUUGAAUCGAUUGAGGAAAUGUCACGACCGUCUUCUUUACGACACGUUAUGCUAAACGGUGUACUGCAACAGCAUAUCAUAAACUCUCAUGGACAUUUUAUCGAUUUACUUGGUGCAGUACCGAUGAAUGACCGACUAUCGAUCACAGCUGACGAUCGUACUCUGAAGAGACUUUUGGCGAAGUUGGCAGCCGAUGAUGUAUUAGAUGAAGAAUUCGCGAUGAUUCCGAAUCGACGUAUGUCUGCCGGUGUGUCAACUAGUCAGAAACCGGAAAAUAUGAAACGGAACCGUACACGGUCGAUAGUGCCAUACGAAGACACGCGAAUUGUGUUGCACUCAAAGCAAUCUAAUCCAACAGGUUAUAUCAAUGCUUCAAAUAUUCAGAUUCCAAUCGGCGACCGAAUUUUGCAAUAUAUAUUGACACAGGCUCCACUUCCGGAUACUAUCGAAGAUUUCUGGCAGAUGAUUUGGGAAUCUGGCUCACAGCUUAUUGUCAUGCUUUGCAAUGCUCAAGACUUGAAAAAUACCACAAUACCCAUUUAUUGGCCAACAAAAGUGACAGAGAGGCUAAGAUUAUCAGACCAUUCAGUGACAUUACUUUCAAGUACGUCAAGUAAACAUCAAGUAACAAUGAUGUUUCAAUUGAAGCAGAAUAUGAGUGGUGAACGACGAACUAUUUACCAUCUUAGGUUGAUGGAUUGGGAAAGUGGUGGAAUACCGCCGAGUGAAGAGUCCUUCCUUGGAUUUAUGGAUGCUGUCAAUAGUGUUCGACGACACUUGGAAAAUGAACAGUUGAAGAAAACAAAUUUCGGAGCGGUAUCAGGAUCCAGAAAAAAUCGAAACAAUUGUCAUUUAAGUUUAACGGAUCCAACAAAUCUAAAUAGGACACAAUCGACUGAUUUCGGUCAUUACAACUGGUGUAAAAAAGGAUUGCAUAUGGUCAAUUAUGCAUUGCAUUAUUCACCUUCUGGCCAUUCGGAUGCUUUAUCAUCGGAAUUUUCAUCUACUAGAAGAAAUGGGGCAAUGGUAGAUGUGAUCGCACCACCAACCGUCAUACAUUGCCUGACAGGUGCUCACGAAUCUGGUGUUUACCUGCUUGUGGAACUGAUGAUCCAUUGUAAUGAGCAUAACAUGUGUGUGGAUAUUGGCAAAACAUUGGCAAUGUUACGACAGCAACGGAUGUGUUUGGUGAAAAACGUGGAACAGUACCGCUUUGUAUAUUCCGUACUAAUCAAUUAUUUGCAAAAAUCGCGGCUCAUUUAGAAAAAAAUGAAAGAUUUCAUUGUGCCAUCACCCAUUUAAUAUAUAAUAUAAUUGAAUAUAACCAAUUAACACUUCCUCUUUCUUCAUGGAAAUUUCAAAC